Molecule: messenger RNA, 1282 nt
Organism: Sitophilus oryzae (rice weevil)
Lineage: Eukaryota; Metazoa; Arthropoda; Insecta; Coleoptera; Curculionidae
Product: probable serine hydrolase
Exons: 2
Coding region: 30-1082 (350 amino acids)
Source: RefSeq, a predicted model, not a curated record
GUAACCUUAAGUCUAAAUCGGAUAUCAUAAUGAGUCUCUAUAGAUCAGUCUCGAAAUUUUGUCUUACAAUAAGACAACCGAAUAAUUAUUGUCGUAACCUUUCAAAUAAAAAUACUUUUAAAGAAGUUGCUAUACCUGUCCCGUGGGGUGAAAUUAGGGGAAAAUGGUGGGGUCCAACUGAGAGCAGACCCAUAUUGAUUCUUCAUGGUUGGCAGGAUAAUUGUGGAUCAUUCGACAGGCUAAUGCCUCUGCUGAAUAACGAGGUGGGAUACCUGGCAAUAGACUUGCCAGGACACGGUUACUCCUCCAGAUUGCCAGCAGGUAUCCCAUACACUAUUACGGAAUAUUUAUCCACAAUUAAGUAUGUGGAAAAAUACCUGGGAUGGCCACGGGUAGCCUUAAUGGGACACUCCUUGGGGAGCGCGGUCAGUUUUACAUACACCAUGAUAUACCCAGACAAAGUCGAUUUUUUAGUGUGCAUAGAUGGAGCCAAACCUUUGGUACCCAAAGUGACAAAAAAUCGGUUAACUAGGGCGCUCGACGCUUUUUUGAAAAACUCCGAUUUGGUUAUAGAAAAUAGAGAACCUCCUAGCUAUACAAUAGAGGAAAUGAAGAGAAUAAUACAUCAACCGAACGAUGGAGCUGUCGAUAUUGAUGUAGCACAUUAUCUAAUGGAAAGAAAUAUCGCUCCCUCCAAAACUCAGCCUGGAAAGUACUAUUUUACCAGAGAUCCACGUCUAAAAGCUGAAGCAUUUACUUAUAUCACUCAAGAAGAAAUUCUUUACACUGUUCGUAAUAUGAAAUGUCCUAUUUUUGUCGCUAAAGCAAAAGGUUCGCAUUAUUUUGAACAGAAGGAAAAUUUCUAUGAGGUUCUUGAUGUUCUGAAAAAAAACAUCGCGGAUUUUGAAUUCAAUUAUAUCGAAGGCACUCAUAACGUACAUUUAAAUAAUCCAGAAGCAGAAUUGUCCAGUUUAAUAGAUACUUUCAUCAGUAAACAUAAUUUAAUCGACAGGAGUGUUAGCACUGGAAUAAAAGAGGAUAUUGUUGUUGAAGAAAUUGAUUUGUUAAGAAACAAGAUAUAAAUUUCAGAAACCCGGUAUACUAGUCAACCAAUAAUAUUCUAAUCUAAUAGAAUUUACUAAAUAUUUAUUUUGAUACUAUCCUUUUGUUAAUUUAUAUAAGAAUAGGAACAUAUACAAAGAGUGUAUUACUCAUAUGAACUUAUCAAAAACCUUUUCCUCUGUAUCUCAGUUUGUUUAGAUGGCAUAAUCCCUUAUUCCUA